UGGUUGCGCGUUGAGGGCUGAGGCGUUUUCGAGCAUUUGGACGAUGCCGUGACGCAGCAUAGCGACAGUGUUGACAGCGUGAGCGCACCCCUGUGGAGGGAGCCCUUCGGUCGCGGAGGUGGCGCGUCAAGGAGGCAGGUUGCUAUUUGAGGGUGCUCCCUCGGAGCCCUUCAGUGAGUGGGGGAGGGGCGGCGGACGCCGAGCGGUCCCCGUCUGCGCUUGCGCCGGCGCCUCCGGUGACCCGGCCUACACGCACGCGCAUGCCCGCUGCGCGUGGAGCCGCGGUGGCCGGCGGCAUUGCGCGUGCGCGCAGAAGAGCCCGCUGAGGAGCGGCGCUGGCGGACGUCGGGCGGACGGCCCGUGACGUCGUGAGGAGCGCUUUAAAGUGCGGGCUGGGCCGGGCGUCUGAGGGUCUGGCUGGGAGUCGGGUCGGUCUUCCGCGGCGGCCCUCCGCGGCAUGAGGCGCUGCCGGCGCCCUUGGUCUCUGGGACGUGGAGAAGGUGGAGGAGGAGGAAGCCCCGUUGCCUCCACAGCUGCCUGACCCCCCGCCCCUGAGGCCCGACCCCGCGCCCGGUCCCUCUACGCCCCCCGCCGGGUCCCCCGGUCUCGCAUGGGGGCUUGGCGCUGAGGAACACUUUUUCUCCCGGGGCGCCGGGGCGCGUCCUCCGAGAGCCAUGCCCGGCCGCCCCUCCCCCCCCGGAGGACCCUAGAGCAACGUCGCGGGGGCCAUGGCGGCCGCCAGCGGUUACACGGACCUGCGUGAGAAGCUCAAGUCCAUGACGUCCCGGGACAACUAUAAGGCGGGCAGCCGGGAGGCAGCGGCCGCCGCCGCCGCCGCCGUAGCCGCCGCUGCCGCCGCCGCCGCCGCCGCCGAGCCUUACCCGGUGUCCGGGGCUAAGCGCAAGUACCAGGAGGACUCGGACCCCGAGCGCAGCGACUACGAGGAGCAGCAGCUGCAGAAAGAGGAGGAGGCGCGCAAGGUGAAGAGCGGCAUUCGCCAGAUGCGCCUCUUCAGCCAGGACGAGUGCGCCAAGAUCGAGGCCCGCAUCGACGAGGUGGUGUCCCGCGCGGAGAAGGGCCUGUACAACGAGCACACGGUGGACCGGGCCCCGCUGCGCAACAAGUACUUCUUUGGCGAGGGCUACACGUACGGUGCCCAGCUGCAGAAGCGCGGGCCUGGCCAGGAGCGCCUCUACCCGCCGGGCGAUGUGGACGAGAUCCCCGAGUGGGUGCACCAGCUGGUGAUCCAGAAGCUGGUGGAGCACCGCGUCAUCCCCGAGGGUUUCGUCAACAGCGCCGUCAUCAACGACUAUCAGCCCGGCGGCUGCAUCGUGUCUCACGUGGACCCCAUCCACAUCUUCGAGCGCCCCAUCGUGUCCGUGUCCUUCUUUAGCGACUCGGCGCUCUGCUUCGGCUGCAAGUUCCAGUUCAAGCCUAUCCGGGUGUCGGAACCGGUGCUUUCCUUGCCAGUGCGCAGGGGAAGCGUGACUGUGCUCAGUGGAUAUGCUGCUGAUGAAAUCACUCACUGCAUACGGCCUCAGGACAUCAAGGAGCGCAGAGCGGUCAUCAUCCUCAGGAAGACGAGAUUAGACGCACCCCGGUUGGAAACAAAGUCCUUGAGCAGCUCUGUGUUACCACCCAGCUAUGCUUCAGAUCGUCUGUCGGGAAACAACAGGGACCCUGCUCUGAAACCCAAGCGGUCCCAUCGCAAGGCAGACCCUGAUGCUGCCCACAGGCCUCGGAUCCUAGAAAUGGACAAGGAAGAGAACCGGCGCUCGGUGCUGCUGCCCACACACCGUCGGAGAAGUAGCUUCAGCUCUGAGAACUACUGGCGCAAGUCCUAUGAGUCCGGGGAGGACUGCUCGGAGGCGGCAGGCAGCCCCGCCCGCAAGGUGAAGAUGCGGAGGCACUGAGGCGUGCCGUGCACCCCUGGGAACUUUGGUUACUCCUCAUGUAGCUGCCCCCUCCUUUUGUUCGUUUCGGUUUUUUGGUGUUCCGUUUUGUUUUUGUUUGGUUUUUG
Molecule: messenger RNA, 2020 nt
Organism: Enhydra lutris kenyoni (northern sea otter)
Lineage: Eukaryota; Metazoa; Chordata; Mammalia; Carnivora; Mustelidae
Product: alkB homolog 5, RNA demethylase
Exons: 4
Coding region: 729-1913 (394 amino acids)
Biological process (GO): mRNA export from nucleus; mRNA processing
Cellular component (GO): nucleus
Molecular function (GO): oxidative RNA demethylase activity
Source: RefSeq, a predicted model, not a curated record